Messenger RNA from Aplosporella prunicola CBS 121167, 1132 nucleotides. RefSeq lists its product as uncharacterized. Gene Ontology annotation, molecular function: protein binding. The coding region runs from base 84 to 1019 and encodes 311 amino acids. The record is from RefSeq and is a predicted model, not a curated record. The transcript has 4 exons. Lineage: Eukaryota; Fungi; Ascomycota; Dothideomycetes; Botryosphaeriales; Aplosporellaceae.
CUCGCUAGCCUCGACCAGCGCGCCGUCUCCGUCCGCUCCUUCGACUGCCCCUCCGCCUCGCCUCGUCCCUUUGCGCGACCUUCAUGCCCUCGUACGGCUCGCUCGAUUCGCCCAGUCUUCAGAAAAUGGAACACCGACAGAGCUACGGCGGCCGCGCCCGCUUCAGUUUUGGCAACAUCAUUGGCGACCCGUUUGCCCUCGCAACCAUCUCCAUCUCCAUACUCGCAUGGAUCAUUACUCUCGUCGGCUCCAUCAUCGGGAGCAUGCACGGUGACUACCCCAACUACUCCUGGUGGGCUCUGGUCUACUUCUUCUUCUGCAUCCUCGGUGUCGCGGCCACCGUCGGCUCCGGUACCGAGGGCACCUACCAUGUCUCGAUUUCGAGCUACCUUGCGGCUGGCUUGGUCUUCACCACUUCCGCCGUCAACUCCCUGGUCUACAGGAAUGAUGGCGCCAAGGAAGCUGCUGCUGCUGGCUUCAUUCUUCUGUCCAUGGUAGCGAUCAUUUGGAUCUUCUACUACGGAUCCCAGCCCAGCGCUGCCCACCGCACCUUCGUAGACUCUUUCGCCCUGCACAAAGAUAGACAUUCGGCUGCUGCGAGGAGCCCCAGACCCAUGUCAAACUCAUACAGUGCGCGCCCCCAGACGUCCACUAACCCUGCGCCUCCGAUGUACACCUCCGCUCAGCUCACGGGCUUCGAGACUUCCUCUCCCGUCUCGGGCUACCCCGGUGGACCGGCCGGACACGAUCAGCGCGCUUCUUCGCAGCCUCGCUUCGGUAACAACGGCUUCAAUGGAGCCGGCAACUCGAACGAACCGGAAAUGCCUGCAACUAUGGAGUAUCCCUACCACGCCAAGGCAAUCUACAGCUACGAGGCCAACCCGGAUGACGCGAACGAGAUCAGUUUCUCAAAGCACGAGAUUCUGGAGGUCUCCGACGUCAGCGGACGCUGGUGGCAAGCCAAGAAGGCCACUGGCGAGACUGGUAUUGCGCCUAGCAACUACCUGAUUUUGCUAUAGACAGCAAGGACAGUUCUCCGCUGAUGCCGCCACGACUGCCUUUUCUUUUUGUUGCAUGGAUACCAGCUCCGGGGUCGACCACUUCCGGACAUAAUCGACCGGGCUUUCCUUUC